UUCCGACGGACUAAUUUCUCUCUCUCUCUCUCUCUCUCCUUUUCGCUGUUCCAAUGGCAGCUAAGACCGGCACCCGUACCAGCAUUCGGAUCGUGGUUGCUGGCGAUCGAGGCACCGGAAAAUCCAGCUUGAUUGCUGCUGCCGCCUCCGAAUCAUUCCCUGACAACGUUCCUUCCGUUCUUCCUCCUACUCAUCUUCCUGCCGAUUUCUACCCCGACGGCGUCCCGCUCACUAUUAUAGACUCCUCUUCCAGCAUGGAUAACAAAUUUAAGCUCUACGAAGAAUUGAAGCGUGCGGAUGCAGUGUUAUUGACGUAUGCAUGUGAUCAACCAAUGACACUUACUCGUUUGACCACAUACUGGCUCAAUGAGUUGCAUCAGUUGGGCGUCAAGGCACCGGUUAUUCUGGUUGGUUGCAAGCUAGAUUUGCGAGACGAACACCGGCCAACGAGCAUGGAGGAUAUCGUGGCACCAAUUAUGAAACAGUUUAGGGAGAUUGAAACUUGCAUAGAAUGCUCUGCAGCUACGUUACUUCAGGUGCCGGAAGUAUUUUACUAUGCUCAAAGGGCAGUGCUUCAUCCAACAGCACCAUUAUUUGAUUUAGAAAGGCAAAGUUUGAAACCCCGAUGCAAAAAUGCUUUGAGAAGGAUAUUUACUCUUUGUGAUCGUGACAUGGAUGGUGCCCUUAGUGAUGAAGAGCUGAAUGAAUUUCAGGUCAAGUGCUUCAAUGCUCCACUGCAGCCUAAUGAAAUAGUGGGCGUUAAAAGAGUUGUGCAAGAGAACUUAUCAAUUGGAGUCAAUGAUCAUGGUCUUACCCUACCUGGGUUCCUAUUCCUUCAUGCUCUAUUCAUAGAAAAGGGCCGCCUUGAGACUACUUGGGCAGUGUUAAGGAAAUUCGGCUAUGAUGAUGAUUUAAAUUUGAGUGGAGAUUAUCUUCCAGUUCCAUCUAAGCAAGCUUCUGAUCAGAGCAUGGAGCUGUCAAAUGAAGCUUUGGAUUUCUUGCGUGGCGUAUUCCAAUUGCUCGACACAGAUAAUGACGGAGCCCUGCGUUCAAUAGAGCUCGAGGAACUAUUCAGUACUGCUCCAGAAUGUCCUUGGGAUGAGCCUCCUUACAAGGAUUCUGCAGAGAAAACUACUCCUGGAAAUUUAACUCUCAGUGGGUUUCUAUCUCAGUGGGCGUUGAUGACGAUAUUGGAUCCUCCAAGUAGUUUGGCUAAUUUAAUAUACAUUGGAUAUGGUGGUGAUCCAGCUAAAGCACUCCGUGUUACAAGGAGAAGAUUGGCUGAUCGAAAAAAACAAAAAACAGAAAGAAAUGUGUUCCAAUGCUUUGUUUUUGGUCCUAAAAAGGCUGGAAAAUCUGCUCUUUUAAACACCCUAAUUCGAAGGCCUUUUUCAAAAAAUUAUAGCUCAACAACUGAAGAUAGUUACGCUAUGAAUAUGCUUGAAAGUGUUCAGGGAGGUCAGAAGACACUUAUAUUGAGAGAGAUACCUGAAGAUGGUGUCCAAAAAUUUCUUUCGAAUGAAGAGUGUUUGGCCGGAUGUGAUGUUGCUGUCUUUGUCUAUGACAGUUCAGAUGAAGAUUCAUGGAAUAGAUCUAGAGAAUUACUUGUGGAGAUUGCGAGGAAGGGGGAAGUAAGCGGUUUCGGAGUUCCUUGUAUUGUUAUUGCUGCCAAGGAUGAUCUUGAUCCAACUCCACUUGCUGUACAAGAUUCAGUGAGGGUUUGUCAGGGAUUGGGAAUCGAAUCUCCUAUACCUGUGAGCUCAAAAUCAGGCGACUCCAACAAUGUAUUCAAUAAGAUUCUGAGUGCAGCAGAACACCCUCAUGCAUGCAUUCCAGAAACCGAGCGAGGGAGGAACCGAAAACGGUACCACAAACUGUUUAACCGCUCUCUGAUAUUCGUCUCAGUUGGAGCUGCUGCGGGCGUUGUCGGGCUAGCAGCAUUCCGUGCAUACGCUGCCAGGAAAAACACCUCAAAUUAGCUGCAAGAAAUCAACUUAUGUGGUUGCUGUUAAGUACUGCAAUAACAUGGUCAAUUUUUUUAGUUCCACUUCUUUGUCUAAUUGAUGCUCUGAUGUAAUGUAGAAGAAUCUUUGAUUAUUUAUAGAUGAUAGAAUAUUUUGUUGUUUCUUUCAAGUUCCAAGCGUGGAAGUAUCUCGACAUCCUAUUCUUCCAUCUCUUGUUAUUUGUUUCAAAUUCUUUGUCUAACUUAAAUUUCUGAACCAGAAGGAAUUCAAAGAGGACUUGGGGCUGGCUGGUCCUGUAUGUGGAAGGAGUUUGUUGAGGCUUCCAGCUUUCCAAGUAA
Molecule: messenger RNA, 2302 nt
Organism: Cucurbita moschata (crookneck pumpkin)
Lineage: Eukaryota; Viridiplantae; Streptophyta; Magnoliopsida; Cucurbitales; Cucurbitaceae
Product: mitochondrial Rho GTPase 2-like
Exons: 13
Coding region: 54-1979 (641 amino acids)
Biological process (GO): mitochondrion organization; small GTPase-mediated signal transduction
Cellular component (GO): mitochondrial outer membrane
Molecular function (GO): GTP binding; GTPase activity; calcium ion binding
Source: RefSeq, a predicted model, not a curated record